Messenger RNA from Carassius gibelio (silver crucian carp), 895 nucleotides. RefSeq lists its product as uncharacterized. The record is from RefSeq and is a predicted model, not a curated record. The transcript is spliced from 6 exons. NCBI's taxonomy places the organism in Eukaryota, Metazoa, Chordata, Actinopteri, Cypriniformes, Cyprinidae. The coding region runs from base 1 to 750 and encodes 249 amino acids.
AUGGUUGUGGUGAUUGUUGAUGAUGAUGCUAAUGGUGAGGAUUAUGGAAAUAAUGAUAAGAAUGCAAAUUACAACAGUGGUUGUUUUGGUGAUGAAGAUGACGAUGGCAGCCAUCCUGUACCGGCGCCAGACGCUUUUCAUAGUGACCUACUACUAAUUAUCUACUACAUCAGAAAUCAAACUGUACCAGAUCCUGGUGUGCUUUUUCAGGGAGAUGUCGAAUUAGGGAGUUUUGAUAUACAUCUCCCAUCUGUGACCCGUGAGAACAACGGAACUUAUUUAUGUAGAUUGCGUCUCAAUGGCAUUUUUCACAAGAACCAGACACAGCUCACUGUGCAAUCAGCACUGACCAGGAGAAACAGUCUAGAUGUUAAUCAUCUGCAGAAACAUCCUCCCUGGUUGCUCCCUCUGGCAUCUGUGGCAUCAGUGGCUGGGGUUGUGUUACUAACUGGUGCAGUGUUUUUGGGGAGGAAAGCUUACAGAACAACCCAGAGAGAAAACAACUCAAAGGAAAAUAUGGAAGAGGUUAAAACUAGCACUGACGGUGAAGACAAGGGAAUGAUAUGCAAGGUGGGAUUCAGCAUGCCUGACCUUGCAGACGUGAACAGUCCUCCCAGCAGUCCAGAUAACAUCUAUGUUACCAUGCAUGGUUUUCCAUUCGCUCCAGACGCUCCUGUAACAGCUGGACGCAACAGAUGUCUUCCCUCUGACUGGCAGCCGAAGGAUGAGGAACCUGUAUAUGAAGCUUAAAAGAUGAGCCACAGAAUAACUGAUUAAAUUAGUGAGAGUAAGUGUUAGGCAUUAUAUAGUCCCCAAACAGACUGGUUUGUUUAUUCUUUUUCAGUACUCAACAGAUGACUGUACAUUAUCUCUUAUAAUAAAUCUGUUUCUAAAA